Messenger RNA from Oncorhynchus mykiss (rainbow trout), 3475 nucleotides. Its product is annotated as thromboxane-A synthase. NCBI's taxonomy places the organism in Eukaryota, Metazoa, Chordata, Actinopteri, Salmoniformes, Salmonidae. Gene Ontology annotation, molecular function: iron ion binding; steroid hydroxylase activity; oxidoreductase activity, acting on paired donors, with incorporation or reduction of molecular oxygen. The record is from RefSeq and is a predicted model, not a curated record.
AAAGAGCCGUUCCAGACUCUAAAGUCAGGAGGACUUUGAGAGUUGGGUGUUAUACAGCGUACCCACACAUGGAUAGGCUAAAUAUUACUCAUCAGAGCUCCUCGCAGUCGAACACGACAACCAGCAAAGCCAGGAGCUCGUUGGCCGGUGGUAGUUUUGGCCUGAGUUGGUGAUCGGCAUCAUGGAGGUGGUUAUGAACAUUCUCAAGACACCAGUGCCCAGUGGGGUGUCCAUGACCCUGGGCCUGUUCAUGAUCUUCCUGGCUCUGCUGUACUGGUAUGCUACGUUCCCCUAUUCGUCCCUGGCUCAAUGUGGAAUAAGGCACCCCAAACCAUCCCCAUUCUUUGGGAACCUGUUUCUAUUUCGUCAGGGCUUUUUCGGUGUUCAUACAGACCUGAUUCACAAGUAUGGGAGAGUAUGUGGAUAUUAUCUAGGCAGGAGGCCCGUGGUGGUGGUAGCUGACCCUGAUAUGCUCAGACAGAUCAUGGUGAAGGACUUCAGCACCUUCCCCAACAGAAUGACAAUCCGCGCCGCUACUAAGCCCAUGAGUGACUGUCUGCUGAUGCUGAGGAACGAGCACUGGAAGAGAGUACGCAGCAUCCUCACCCCCUCCUUCAGCGCAGCCAAGAUGAAAGAGAUGGGUCCUCUGAUCAACACUGCUACUGACACCCUGCUCACCAACCUCAAUUGUCAUGCUGAGUCUGGAGAGAGCUUUGACAUUCACAGGUGUUUUGGCUGUUUCACCAUGGACGUGAUUGCCAGCGUUGCAUUUGGCACUCAGGUGGACUCUCAGAAGGACCCAGAUGACCCGUUUGUCCACCACGCCCAGAAGUUCUUCUCUUUCUCCUUCUUCACACCCAUCAUGUUCAUCUUCAUUGCUUUUCCAUUCCUGAUUCCUCUGGCCCGUUUCCUCCCCAACAAGAGGAGGGAUGAGAUGAACAACUUCUUCAUCAACUGCAUUCAGAAGAUCAUCAGACAGAGAGAUGAGCAGCCAGUUGAAGAGCGGCGGCGAGACUUCCUACAGCUGAUGCUGGAAACGCGGAGCAGCAAGGAGUGUGUGUCGCUGGAGCACUUUGACGUGGUCAACCAUGCAGAUGAGCUGGCCCCCACACACACUCACACAAACCAGCAAGAAAAUGUUGACGUCAGCCAUGAGUCACCCAACAGGCGCUCUGUCCAGACCCAGAAGAGGAUGAUGUCGGAUGAUGAGAUCGUGGGCCAGGCAUUUGUGUUCUUCUUGGCGGGGUAUGAGACCAGUAGCAACACGCUAGCCUUCACCUGCUACCUCCUGGCUCUACACCCAGAGUGUCAGAGCAAACUGCAGGCUGAGGUGGAUGACUUCUUCACCAGAUAUGAUUCACCAGAUUACACCAAUGUCCAGGAGCUGAAAUAUCUUGACAUGGUCAUAUCAGAAGCUCUGCGCCUCUACCCGCCUGGUUUCAGGUUUGCCCGUGAAGUUGACGAGGACUGCAUGGUGAAUGGACAGUUCCUACCCAAGGGAGCCACCCUGGAGAUCCCUGCAGGCUAUCUGCACUAUGAUCCAGAGUACUGGCCCGAGCCAGAGAAGUUCAUCCCUGAGAGAUUCACAGUGGAGGCCAAGGCCAGCAGACACCCGUUUGUGUACCUGCCGUUUGGGGCGGGGCCCCGCAGCUGUGUCGGCAUGAGGCUGGCCCAGCUGGAGAUCAAGAUGGCCCUGGUGCAUGUCUUCAGGAAGUUCAACAUUGUGGCCUGCACAGACACCAAGGUUCCUCUGGAGUUGAAGUCUCACACCACUCUCGGACCCAAGAAUGGCAUCUAUGUGACAAUCACUAAAAGAGAGAUAGAGGGAGAACCGGCGACUCCCCCUGCAGGAGAAUAGCUCUGUUCUGUAUCUGCUUUCUAGAACGUAGUGUGAUUUCUAUGAAACAGAUACAUUAUCCAUCCAGUGACUGCUUAUUUUAAGGCUAAAAAUAAAGUAACAUUAACCUAGCCUGGUCCCAGAUCUGUUUGUGCUGUCUUGCUAACUUCUAUGGUUAUUGUCACACUUUUGGCACUCCCUUUACAUAAGAGAGUUGGCAAUAAAGCACAAACAAAUCUGAGACCAGGCUAGCAUUAACCUCUUCUUUAACUUAAACAUCUAAAAGUAUUUGGUUAAAUGUACUUAAGUAUCAAAAGUAAAACAUUUCAAAUUCCUCAUAUUAAGCAAACCAGACGGUACCAUUUGUAUUUUAUUUUAAAAAAAUACAUGGAUAGACAGGGCCACAUUCCAACAUGCAGACAUCAUUUACAAAUGAAGCAUGUGUGUUUAGUGAGUCUGCCAGAUUAGAAGCAGUAGGGAUGACUGUGAAUUGCACUAUUUUCCUGUUCUGCUAAGCUAUCAAAAUGUAACAAGUACUUUUGGGUGUCAGGAAAAAUGUGUGGAGUAAAAAGUACAUUAUUAAAAGUAAAAGUUGUCAAAAAUAAGUCAAGUACAGAUACCCCCAAAAACUACUACAGUAGUACUAUAAAGUAUUUUUACUUAAGUACUUUAUGCAACUGCUUCCAUGGUAAAUUACAAUUUGCACAGAAAAAGUGAGGUUGUGCCAGGGGCAGCUCACCUUUUUAAUCAGCCAAUGUACUGGAUGGAGGUCAAGCCCUCCAAGAGGCCCCUGCCAAUGGCACAAUGAUCGCCACGGUGAUUCUGCAGGACUAGAGAGAGGGGGAGGAGAAGCAUGCUGGGGGAACUGUGAGCUGGUGGGAGGGGGAAGACUGUGGCAAACUUCUUAUUACAGAAGAACAACAUUCCUUGACAUCUGUAUAAAUUCAUGUUGAUAUCCAUUGUUACUGAAUAGUCACUGCAGGACUGCAUUAAAGGGAAGGAUCAAUUCAUAGUAUAAUGUAUGUUAGAACAUGCCCAUUAACUAUUAAAGGGAUAGUUCACUCAAAUAAAAAAAUAUAUAAUAUUGGUUUUCCUGUAAGUAGUCUAUGGAUAAGACCAUCCAUGCUUUAGUUUGGUUUACCUGUCCACUGUCUCCAAAUACUAUGCAAUUACCUUGUCCAUAGACUUUUUACAGGGUAAAGUAAUCCGAAUGUUUGUCAUUUGGAUGGACUAUCCCUUUAAGGAUUUGUAUUGUCUCUCCCAACAGCUCUAUGGCUGGAAAGUGAGUCUUUGCAAGCAUCCUCGCAAUUAUCCAUCAUAACAGUGUUGGCAUUGACUAAAUGUUAUAGGACCUCUCCCUCACAGAUUUCCAAAUCUUUCAUCUUUAAAAUGAAGCUAUGAUUUACAUGAAGGUAAUACUAAUAAGAUCACGACUCGAUGAGAGCGGAAAGCAAUAUCAGCUCACUCCAUUUCUCAUUUCCUCUUAAGUUGAAAAGCUCUGAUGUUACUGUGUAUGAUUUCUUUAAGCUUGACUGUAUAGAAUUUAUACCAAUGUGAUGGUUUUAAUUGUGUUGAUUUGGAGUGUUGCUCUGCAAUUUGAUGUUACAUAUUCAUUAAAUGUGAAAUUAAUAAUCAAAA